Molecule: messenger RNA, 445 nt
Organism: Enterobius vermicularis (human pinworm)
Lineage: Eukaryota; Metazoa; Nematoda; Chromadorea; Rhabditida; Oxyuridae
Source: the annotation of a GenBank genome assembly
UAACAGUUGAAAGGCAGCUUAACAAAGCCGUAAUUUUUCUUCAAACGGUCAUCUUUUCAUUGAUAGAAAUAGCGAUGUAUUUGCGGUCAUUCUUGGUUAUUUGAGAGAUGGCUUAGAGUACCCGUUGCCAGAUGAACAAUACAUUUUGCGAUUAAUUGAGCAUGAAGCCCGACUGUUUGGACUCACAGAAUUGGCUUCUGCGGUUGAAAGUCACCGGUUAAGCUUGAAACUAGAUUUGAUUCAUCAGAAUAAGCUACCAUCAAGAAGCACAUAUUCAAAACCUGCCACCUCGCACCCAUUUCCCAUUCUUUCUAGCAGUAUGACUACUUUUUAUUUACACAGUUACAAUUUUAAUUUCAUCUCCAUUUUCUUUAAUUUCAUUGAUCAACAAAAACAAAAAAAAGGCUGGAUGAGAAACUGCAAAAAAUUACGAAAUUAUUUUUGA